Messenger RNA from Saccostrea cuccullata (small rock oyster), 4803 nucleotides. Its product is annotated as hemicentin-1-like. The record is from RefSeq and is a predicted model, not a curated record. The transcript has 18 exons. Gene Ontology annotation, molecular function: protein binding. NCBI's taxonomy places the organism in Eukaryota, Metazoa, Mollusca, Bivalvia, Ostreida, Ostreidae. The coding region runs from base 420 to 4460 and encodes 1346 amino acids.
UGUGCAUGCAGAUAAAAUACCAUAAUCUUUGUAAAAUUCGAAUAAAAAUGUUAAUUUAAAUAUAGGUAAAUAUAUAGGACUAAGAAAUAAAAAUGUAAACGAAAUGAUUAUCUUCGCCAGCCAAAUUGCACGGGUUUUCCGAUCCUCUUCUCACCAUCCCUUGAGUUGUGAAAAGAGAAGUGGAUCAGAGACACUUGGCUAGCGAAGAUGAUAAGUAGGAUACCGCGUUUGAUUAAUUGAAAAAUUGGUUAAAAGCUUACUUCCUUCUUGACUCCUGUGUCGAUAGAAAUUGAUCCUUGUUCUAUGAUAGCCUAAAUAUUAGUAAAAUCAAGUGUCGCAUAGUAAAAGUGUCGUAUAUAAAAGAAACGCUUGCUUCCUUGUUCUAUGCACAUCAACACCAAAACAAGUUUGAUAUAAACAUGGGGACAUUAUGGCCUAUCUUGUCGGUACUUUCAUUGUUUUUUCUUCAGUUAGUGUCUCUUGGACAAGGACUCACAGUAACCAUAAACCCGAAUAAAAACAUCUUUUACUCAGAAAUGGGUGGAAAGCCCACAGAUUACAUCACCUGCGAAUCUGACUGCCAUGCUUCCUGGAAAUGCACAUACAAAUGGUAUUAUAUUGAUGGAAAUGUAAAAUAUUUUACAACUGGAAAGAUUUUAUUCAGAGACAAAACCAUAGUAGAAAAUACAACAUUCCAAUGCUAUGUAGAACAAUCAAAGAAUAUAUAUAACUGGAGUCACAGAAUCGAAAUCAUCGUAAAUGAAUCUCCAGCUCUUGACACUGAUGUUGGAAUAGACUUGUCUGGCAACAACUCUGAAACAACUUCCACCGAAAAAAAAUAUGGACCCAGAAAUGUGAGCAUUUAUUCAACUGACCUUGAAGAUGUGUGGGAAGGAACAGGAUACGUCAACCUCACAUGUAGAGCAGACUGUAAUCCAGGGUGUGCUAGAUAUCAAAUUUACCACGAUGAACGAGUCCUCUCCAACACAAGCACGACAUCCAUUACAAAACAUCGAAAAAAUUCCGGAAAAUACAGUUGUGGGGCAUAUGAUGUUAUGUCGGGGGAAUUCGUCAGAUCUGCUGAAGUAGAUAUUGAUAUCAAAUAUGGACCCACCAAUGUUAAACUGAAUUCCUCAAGCAACCUUAAGGAUUUGUGGGAAGGAACAGGAAACGUCAACCUCACAUGUAGAGCAGACUGCAAUCCACCAUGUGCUAGAUAUCAAAUUUACCACGAUGAACGAGUCCCCUCCGAAACAAACGUGACGUCUAUUACAACAGAUCGAAACAACUCCGGAAAAUACAUUUGUGGGGCAUAUGAUGUUAGGUCAAGAAGAUAUAUCAAAUCUGCUGAAGUAGAUAUUGUUAUCAAAUAUGGACCUAACAAUGUGAUUCUUGAACGAUCAAGUAACACUGAAAAUUUGUUGGAGGGCAAUGGAACCUUCAUGCUCACCUGCAAAGCAGACUGUAAUCCACAAUGUAAUAAUUAUAAAUUUUACCACAAUGGACAAGCCCUCCGGAUCAGAACCCAAACAAACAUAGCAUACAUUACAAAAGACCGAAGAAACUCCGGAAAAUAUAGUUGUGGGGCAUAUGAUGUUAAGUCUAGAAGAUAUGAAAAAUCUGCUGAAGUAGAUAUUGAUAUCAAAUAUAAGACAGUUUCCUUAUCAUCAACUGAGAAAGAAAUGUCACUAAGUGUAAACCAUUAUUUACCAUCAAAUGUAGUUUGCACUAUUGAGUGCAAUUUCUUGUGUGAUUCUGACAUUACAGUUACAAAGAAUUCGAUGACAUACAGGAUAAUUAAGUCGAAUCAGAGUAUAUUUAACAAUAAAAAAGCCAUUCCUUCAGAUAGUGGAGUUUAUAGGUGUUCAUCCGGUACAUCCCACUCUGAAGACGACUUCGAAUUGAACAUUUUAUAUGGUCCUAGAAACAUCAAGAUUACGAACUCUGAAGGAAAAGUUCAAUCCGAAGUUAUUUUGACGGAAAAUCAUUCUGAAAAAUAUAGAUUAAGAUGUUCGUUUGAUUGCAGUCGACAUUGUAAAAUAUCAUGGUAUAAGGAUGGCAGAAUUUUAGACAAAGAGAAAGGGCAAGACUUGAGUAUUAGAAUGGAUAGAUAUAAAUCUGGAACCUAUGAAUGUGAGGCUGAUGGAGUUGAAGGAAAACUAUAUUCUAACACAGUGAACAUAACAGUCCAAUACCCGCCUGGGACUGUUGUAAUAAAACCAAGCAACUAUCCUUUCUACACUAAACGCUAUGGAAGACCUCUAACUAAAAUUACAUGUGAUGCGGACUGUUUACCAAAGUGUGACUACGAAUGGUAUGAAAUAAAGAGGUGGAGGUGGUGGUCCGUCGAGGAAGUUUUAUUAACUAGAGGCACUGUGUUAAAUACAUACGGGAAUUUCACGAAGAUAUUUUCUCGACUUCGAUGUGCUGCAAUUAAUUCAUUUGGAAAGAAAUACAGUAGAUUGAUAUAUGUGCGAAUCAAAGAUGGGCCUGAUUCAGUCAGCAUUUAUGCAGAAAGUUCAGAAGCAAGAGAAAAUCAACCGUUUGAACUGCAAUGUUCCGCUCGUUGUUAUCAUGGAUGUUUAUCCUAUACAUGGCUUCACAAGAAAAAUGAAAUUCAUAACGGAACAAAUCUAAAAUUCGAUAACCUCUUGAGAACAAAUAAUGGUGAAUAUACUUGCAAGGUUGAAGACUACUUUGGGACAACUUCAAAAAAUUAUUUUAUAAAAGUGCAAUUUGGUCCAACAAAUGUAACAAUCAAGUAUACUAACACUGACGGACAUUUAGUGGAAAACAUAUUUGGAAAUGUAGAUGUAACUUGCCAAGCAGAUUGCAAUCCAGCAUGUUUUUACACGUUUUACCGCAACGGUCAGCAAAUAAGAAAUCGGUUGGGAGGUCUGCUGAUUUGGAAAACGAAAGAAAAUUCAGGGCGGUACAGUUGCUCAGCAAAUAACUCUUUUAGUGGACCCAUAAAUUCCAGUAACUUUGUAGACAUACUUAUAAAGUAUAAACCAAAAAUUACAAGAUUUGAAAUAACUCCAACAGACAUCACUGUCCCCGGCUUAAUCAGCUUGAACUUUGAGGUAGAUAGUUUUCCACCAGCAAAUGUGACAAUUGUUUUCAACAAAAAGAUGUUGAGGUUUGCUAAUGUGACGGGUAUGGAAUCGUCCAAAAUAGAGAUCACAUCUUGUCUAGAUGAAGGAGAUGUCAAAAUAAUUGCUAAAAAUAACAUCGGAUCUGACAUCGACACCAAAAGAAUUACUACUAAGUGCUCUCCUAUGAUCCUCACGUAUUCAAAUGUCUCAAACAAAGGAUAUAACAUUGGUGAUCCGUUGAACUUGACGACAACUUUUAUGGCAAAUCCAGCUCCAGGUGUUUCGUGGAGCUUUACGUCCUACAAAUCAAGAAACAUGUCACAGAAAGUUGAGGAAAACCUGAUACUCAACAAAGAGAAGAUGACAAGUAUUAUUGUCGAUAAACUAGAUGUAGACAAAUUCGGAAUCUAUCAACUAAAACUGGUAAAUGAUAUUGGAAAUGAAACAAUAUCAUUCAGCAUCAAAGGUCUACCACAACCAUCAACUGAUCUGACCUUGGACUGUCUUAGUGCAGCUUUUUUGGAAUGGAAACCUGGAUUUGACGGGGGAACGGAUCAAAGUUUUCUUAUAGAAUACACAACAAAUAUAUCCUCACCAUGGCUCCCGCAACCGCUGCUGUCUAUAGCUUCUAAGGAUAACGACCGAAUGUCUACUUAUGUAACUUUGAUGAACCCAAACGACCGCUAUUUUUUUCGUGUUAUUUCAGAAAACGUUUUUGGAAGAGUUAUUUCGGAUAAGAUCGUCAACUGCACUGUUCAAGCUGUUGGAGGUGAAGAAAGUUCCCUAAGCCUUGACACCAUUGCUGGAAUCAGUGGUGGGUUGGUUCUGAUUUUGGUGGCUGUUAUAGUCCUUGUGCUUUUCGGAGUCAAGAAAUAUCAAAAUCAAAUCAGAAAAGAUUGCAGGAUGGGCAUGAUUGAGAAUACCUUAUAUAUCAGUGGUGACAACGUAAAUAAUUCUACAAUAUUGUCCUCAAAAUAUCCACAGAAUGAUGCCGUUAACACGGAAAGCAGGAAUGACGUUUACUCAGUUGUUAAAAAAACUGAGAAGAUUGAACCUGACUUCCCCAUGUACGCUGAAGUCUGUAAAUCCCGACCAGUAAAGGAUAAACCAGAAAUAAAGAAAAAACCAGCAAAGAAGACUAAAAAUAGCACGGGCAAAACCGUCAACAAAGAUGGACUGGUUUACGUGGAAAUCGAUUUGAAAAACACGCCAGCUUUAAGCGGGAAUUCCGUCAUUCAUGGAUCGGACAACAAGACGCUGUAUGUUGACAUUGAUUUUACCCAGCAUGCCGACCCACUUCCGGAGUGUGACGUAGAGGACACUAACGACGCCAAUGAAAACGAAAAGAAAUCACAACAGGAAUAAAGUAGCACGAGAUAAACGUCAACUUAGACACUGAAAUUUACUGUCGAUUGCUGUAAAACUCUACAAUUGAUAAGUAAAAUAGUCAUAAAAACAUGUAAAAAGUGUCACUUUGAUAAUGUUAAGUAUUUUUAGCUUGCUUCAACGGAUUUUGAAAGUUUCUGAAAAAGACGUCUAUGUUCCAUGUAAAUGAUAUUGGAUCAGAUUUUUUUCAAGCAUUUUUAUGUUCUAUAUUGAUCAGAUAUGCAUAGUUGAUGUUUUGUAAAUUUAAGAAGAUACUGUACUUAUGUAAAUGAGACCAAAUUUAAUAAUGUUUAGAAGCAGGUUAAACUUUUUGAAGCAUGUC